Messenger RNA from Neopsephotus bourkii (Bourke's parrot), 1075 nucleotides. RefSeq names its product DNA repair protein XRCC1-like. The annotation marks the transcript as partial. The transcript is spliced from 10 exons. Gene Ontology annotation, biological process: base-excision repair. Lineage: Eukaryota; Metazoa; Chordata; Aves; Psittaciformes; Psittacidae. Gene Ontology annotation, cellular component: nucleus. The record is from RefSeq and is a predicted model, not a curated record.
GUUCGCCGCUUGGGCCUUUUCACCCUCCGGGAGGGGGGGGCCUCCCCACUGCGCCCCCCUGGGGCCCUCUUCUACCAGCGCCCCCCCUCCCCCACAGCCCCCUCCAAGGCCCCUCCCCCAGGCCCCACUUACGCCGAUGCCGCCCUCAAAGCCAGCGCUGGCUCCGCCCCCAAACCCCGGCCCCCCAAGCGCCGCCCCUCCCCGCCUCCUCCCACCGCAGCCAAUGGGACGCCUCGGAAACAGCCCCGCCCUCUCACCCCCCAAGCCACGCCCCCUCCCACCCAAACCACGCCCCCUCCGGCCGCCAUCUUGGCCGGGGUGGUGGUGGCCCUGAGUGGCUUCGAGAACCCCCUCCGCGGCCAAUUGCGCGCCGCCGCCGUCGCCAUGGGAGCCGAGUACAGCCCUGAUUGGACGCCGCGCUGCACCCACCUCGUCUCCGCCUUCUCCCGCACCCCCAAAGCCGCCCGGGCUCGGGCCAUGGGGGGGCUCCUCGUGAGCCCUGAUUGGAUCUGGGACUGCCAGAGGCGGGGCCGCCGCCUGCCCUGCCGCCCGUACCUCCUGGAUGGCUCCGCCUCCUCCGGCAGCGAUGGGGAGGAGCCUGAGGAGGCCACGCCCCCUCCAGACCCAGCCCCUCACGUGACCAGUGGAGCUGAUUCGGGCGAUGCCAGCGACCAAUCAGAGCCGGAUGAUCCCUAUGGGGGCUCCACAGAGGAGAACAGUGAGGAAGAGGAGGAGGAGGAGCCCAUUCCCCCCUUGCCUGACUUCUUCCGGGGCCUCUCGUUCCUAUUGGCCGGCAGCUUCCCGGAGGGGGAGGGGCGAUGGCUGCGGCGCCUCGUGAUCGCCUUCGGGGGGACCCUGGCCCCCUCCAUGAACGAUGCCGUGACCCACGUGGUGACAGCGGACGGCUGGGACGAGGCCUUUAACCAGGCGCUGGAGCUCCGCCCCUCGCUGACCAUCGUGCGCCCCCAUUGGCUGCUGCGCUGCGGCGAGCAACAGCGCCCCCUGCCGGCCCAGCCCUUCGCCGUUGUGCCGACCGACGUGGGGUCGCUGUGACGUCAUCACGCUGCCCCCCCCC